CACCCUAUAGCAAAAAAAACCUCUCCAAAAAAAAAAAGAAUUCCUCUGGAUUUGUUCAAACCAGGGAGCAGGCUCAGCCUACCAGUCUCCCCAAGUCAAGGCUGAGGGGUAUGGAAGAGGUGAUUUUGAGCCCGGCGUGUUGGGGAGCAGUUGGAGGCUAAGACCCAGGAAGGAGCGCUCACGAACUUCAUAGGGUCCAACUCCUCAGGACCAGCCUUCGGCCUUGAUAUGACCUGAUUCAGCGAAACAAAGCUGGGGAGCGCUGACAAGACGUGGGGGACUUGUCGGCUCAUUGCCCCCGAGGUAACCAUUAAUCCCUCCUCUGGGGGAAUCCAGGGGCUGCUCCCUUGGAGGGGCAGAUCCUGCACAGAAUGGAGGAACACACGGAGGCCAACGCGACCCCAGGGCUGGGGGACCAGCGAGUCCUCAUCGACAAUCCUGCUGACAUCCUGGUCAUUGCCGCUUACUUCUUGCUGGUCAUUGGUGUCGGCUUGUGGUCCAUGUGCCGAACCAACAGAGGCACCGUUGGCGGCUACUUCCUGGCAGGACGAAGCAUGGUGUGGUGGCCGGUCGGGGCCUCGCUCUUCGCCAGUAACAUCGGCAGUGGCCACUUUGUGGGACUGGCAGGGACUGGUGCUGCAAGUGGCUUGGCUGUGGCUGGAUUUGAGUGGAAUGCGCUGUUCGUGGUGCUGCUCCUCGGCUGGCUCUUCGCGCCGGUGUACCUGACUGCGGGCGUCAUCACCAUGCCGCAGUACCUGCGCAAGCGCUUCGGCGGCCAUCGCAUCCGCCUCUACCUGUCGGUGCUCUCGCUUUUUCUGUACAUCUUCACGAAGAUUUCGGUGGAUAUGUUCUCGGGGGCGGUGUUCAUCCAGCAGGCUCUGGGCUGGAACAUCUACGCCUCGGUCAUCGCUCUCCUGGGCAUCACCAUGAUUUACACGGUGACAGGGGGGCUGGCAGCGCUGAUGUACACGGACACCGUGCAGACCUUCGUCAUUCUUGGGGGGGCCUUCAUCCUCAUGGGUUACGCCUUCCACGAGGUGGGCGGGUAUUCAGGGCUCUUCGACAAAUACCUGAGGGCAAUGACUUCGCUGACGGUGUCCGAGGAUCCGGUGGUGGGCAACAUCUCCAGCUCCUGCUAUCGACCUCGGCCCGACUCCUACCACCUGCUCCGGGACCCUGUGACCGGGGACCUGCCGUGGCCAGCACUGCUCCUGGGGCUUACCAUCGUCUCGGGCUGGUACUGGUGCAGCGACCAGGUCAUCGUGCAGCGCUGCCUGGCGGGGAAGAGUCUGACCCACAUCAAGGCCGGGUGCAUCUUGUGCGGCUACCUGAAGCUGAUGCCUAUGUUCCUCAUGGUCAUGCCGGGCAUGAUCAGCCGCAUCCUGUACCCAGACGAAGUGGCGUGCGUAGUGCCCGAAGUGUGUAAGCGCGUGUGCGGCACCGAGGUGGGCUGCUCCAACAUCGCCUACCCGCGGCUCGUCGUGAAGCUCAUGCCCAAUGGCCUGCGCGGACUCAUGCUGGCGGUCAUGCUGGCGGCGCUCAUGUCCUCGCUGGCCUCGAUCUUUAACAGCAGCAGCACGCUUUUCACCAUGGACAUCUACACGCGCCUGCGGCCCCGCGCAGGGGACCGGGAGCUUCUUCUAGUGGGACGGCUCUGGGUGGUGUUCAUAGUGGCAGUGUCGGUGGCCUGGCUCCCCGUGGUGCAGGCAGCACAGGGCGGGCAGCUCUUUGAUUACAUCCAGGCAGUCUCCAGCUACCUGGCACCGCCCGUGUCCGCCGUCUUCGUGCUGGCGCUCUUUGUACCCCGCGUGAAUGAGAAGGGUGCCUUCUGGGGACUGAUUGGGGGCCUGCUAAUGGGCCUGGCACGCCUCAUCCCAGAGUUCUCCUUCGGCUCGGGGAGCUGUGUGCGCCCCUCGGCAUGCCCAGCGCUCCUCUGUGGCGUGCACUACCUCUACUUUGCCAUCGUGCUCUUCGUCUGCUCUGGCCUCCUCACCCUCAUAGUCUCACUGUGCACUGCGCCCAUCCCGCAGAAGCACCUCCACCGCCUGGUUUACAGUCUCCGGCACAGCAAGGAGGAACGGGAGGACCUGGACGCCGAUGAGCGAGAAGACCAGAAUUCACUCCCCAUACAGAAUGGGUGCCCAGAGCAUGCAGUGGAAAUGGAGGAGUCCCAGCCCCCAGCGCAAGGCCUGUUCCGCCAGUGCCUGCUCUGGUUCUGUGGAAUGAGCAGAGGUGGGGCAGGCAGUCCUCCACCCCCUACCCAGGAGGAGGCGGCUGCAGCAGCCAGGCGGCUGGAGGACAUCAGCGAGGACCCGAGCUGGGCCCGGGUGGUCAACCUCAAUGCCCUGCUCAUGAUGGCCGUGGCCAUGUUCCUCUGGGGCUUUUAUGCCUAAGCCAACUGUGCUGAACACCAUGAGCCAUAGCUAGGGCAGGGCUCAACCUCAAAUUAGUGGGGUAGGGAGCCUGCAGUGGUUUCUAGAAAGGAGAAGGGCAGGGGUGGGAGUGGGAGUCCCUGGAUCCUCUUCUUUCUGCCUUAUCUCUGCCGGGGGCCCAGUCCAUCUCAUUGGCAGGAACUUCCCAUGGAGCCUUGGCCAACCUGCCAUAGCAGUUCUCUAAGCAAAAAUAAAGC
Tupaia belangeri chinensis (Chinese tree shrew) is the source of this 2629-nucleotide messenger RNA. It is a transcript of the gene SLC5A2, whose product is annotated as solute carrier family 5 member 2. Gene Ontology annotation, biological process: transmembrane transport; sodium ion transport. The record is from RefSeq and is a predicted model, not a curated record. Gene Ontology annotation, cellular component: plasma membrane. Gene Ontology annotation, molecular function: D-glucose:sodium symporter activity. Lineage: Eukaryota; Metazoa; Chordata; Mammalia; Scandentia; Tupaiidae. The coding region runs from base 372 to 2393 and encodes 673 amino acids. The transcript has 14 exons.